Colletotrichum graminicola M1.001 is the source of this 1209-nucleotide messenger RNA. RefSeq names its product FAD dependent oxidoreductase. The record is from RefSeq and is a predicted model, not a curated record. Gene Ontology annotation, molecular function: oxidoreductase activity. Gene Ontology annotation, cellular component: cytoplasm. NCBI's taxonomy places the organism in Eukaryota, Fungi, Ascomycota, Sordariomycetes, Glomerellales, Glomerellaceae. Bases 1 to 1209 code for a protein of 402 amino acids. The transcript has a single exon.
AUGUCGGAACCUACCGAGACUGUGAUAAUCGUCGGCGCCGGCAUCGUCGGCUCCGCCUUGGCCUAUUUUCUGUCCUCGUCACCCACGCCCCGAAAGAUCACACUGAUCGACCGCUCUUUCGGUCCGCUCGUCGGCUCCACCGGCCACGCACCGGGAUUUGUGGGCCAGUUCAACGAGUCCGAAGUCCUUACCAAACUGGCCGUCGAGACCGUGUCAGAAUACACCAAGAUCCCUGGAGGCUUUGACUCCGUGGGCGGAAUGGAGGUCGCCUUCCAACCGGCCGGGGUCGAGCGGUUGAGAUUGAGGUGCACGAGUGCGGCGCACCGGGGUCUAUCGGCCGAGAUGCUAAGCAUCGAGAGAGCGCAUGCACUUGCGCCGGAGCUCAUCAAGGAGUCAAGUGCCGGGGUAGCGGUUUUGUAUCCGUCCGAUGGGACUGCCGACGCAUGCAGAAUCACCUCCUUCUACCAGAAGGAAGCAACAAAGUUGGGAGUGCAAGUCUCGCAACGCAACGUCAAGAAGAUUAUCAUCCAGGACGGCCGCGUGGUCGGCGUAGAGUUUGUUGACGGCGGUUCUGUCAAGCAACUCAACGCCGACAAAGUUGUCAUCACGACCGGAAUCUGGGCCCAAGAUUUAUGCAGCAAUCUCGGCUUCCCGGUGCCCGUCAUCCCCGUCGGUCACCCAUACAUGCAUGGUAAACCGAGAAACCCGUUACCGCGGAAGUUGCCUUUCGUCCGUUGGCCGGAGCAUCACGUCUACGCCAGAGAUCAUGGGGACAGGUACGGCAUUGGCAGCUACAACCACGAGCCCCUCGGAUGCAAAUCCAAGAAUGGCACGGCCACUGGAAGUUGGGUCAAGGGCUUUGAGCAGACGCUACAAUCCGCAGCAGAGCUCUUGCCGCUGGAUGCUGCUGAGGAGUUUGACCAAGGAGCAAGCUUCAAUGGGAUAUUCUCAGUGACUCCCGACAAUAUGCCGCUUGCUGGGUCAGUGCAGUCUGUGCCGGGAUUGCAUAUAGCUACUGCGGUUUGGGUCACUCACGCAGCGGGCACGGCCAGGUUUCUGGCAAGAAUGAUCGAUGGCGAGGGUGUGAAUCAGGGGACUCGGACAGUUUUGGAUCCUGAACGAUUCAAGGGACAAGACUUUGCAACAUUGGAGAAGAUGUCACUUAUCAGAUAUAAUGACAUAUACAAGACUGAAGGAAAGUCAAUAUAG